Messenger RNA from Theileria orientalis strain Shintoku, 3675 nucleotides. RefSeq lists its product as uncharacterized. The coding region runs from base 1 to 3675 and encodes 1224 amino acids. Gene Ontology annotation, molecular function: cysteine-type endopeptidase activity. Gene Ontology annotation, biological process: proteolysis. Lineage: Eukaryota; Apicomplexa; Aconoidasida; Piroplasmida; Theileriidae. The record is from RefSeq and is a predicted model, not a curated record. The transcript has 3 exons.
AUGGAUCUAGUCAUUGAUAAAGUGUCGAACGUUGACUCUGAUCUGAUGCAGGGUGCAUCAGAAAAUGAAUCGACUGUCGAAAAUCAAACAAACUCGUUAGUAACACCAGACAAGCUGUUAUAUAAAACAAAAAAUAAUGAGGCUCUUUCUGGUAUCGAUAAAUUCACAUUCGAUAAAACUCUCGAAGAGGAGCAUACUCUCCUCAAAUCAGAAGUUACCGGCCCAUAUCCACAAAAUUUGGAACAAUUAAUUCAGGAGAGUGUCUCGAAGUCGACAGCGCGACUUUUGACGAAGAACGCCCUAAAAUAUUUGGACAAGGAUCUAGAGGUCAGUGCUGGAGAAGGCGUUUCGAAGCAAUUCACAGUGAGGUCAGCCAAGAAAGAGGCCAAUUCCAAGGCAACAGUGCGAAAAGAGGAAGGUUUCGACCUGCCUCUGAAAUCUACAGUCGACAAAUCCGCUUACGAGUCCACCAGGUCAAUAUACAUUGACCCUAAGAUAUCGUCCUUCAGGCUACACAAGGUAACUUACGAGAUGUAUAAGCUGUUCGAAAACAUAAGGGCCUUUGAUUCAUCAUCCAGGGCUGACAAAACGUCCAACAGGGGCUCAAACGCUGUUGAAAGCGAGAGCGUGUCUGCUAACGCCAACGCUCAGCCCUCGAUGAGGAAGCUGAGCAUCGUGAGUUCGAAUUUCGGCGAGACUGAGCAGAGCACGGGCGCCCUGUUCGAAUCCAGGCUUAAGCCAAAGCCGUUCCCUUCCGUCAGCACUCUGUACCCUGAGGAUUCUAACCACCUGACCUACUCUAUCUCAAACAGAUUUGGAAACAGCUCGUCCAGCUUCUCCGGGAAUUCUGAGAGGUUUGAAGGGAGUGCUUUCAACUCAAGUGACCUAAAAACAAGCUUUGAGCAGGGCUUCCUCGAUAAAGCACCUGGUAUCGGCAGCGGUCUUGACCAGGCUCCAUCACAUUUUACAUCAACCGAUUAUGGUAGCAGGGACUACAAUCAAGAUGAUUACUUGGCGAGCAGCUACGACGAUGAAGCGCGCAAGAAGUUCAGCUAUCCAAUGGUCUAUAAAACUGCAGAUUACACUAAGUUUUAUGACAGGGGUGAUUCAAAAGAUCUCGUUUAUGGAGUUUACAAAUACGAUACGUCAAAUUAUAACACUGAAGCCGAAAGGGCACAAAAAUACAGCGUUGAAAGAGCGAACAAGGAAGAAUUCCAAUCAGGUGGCUACAAGGGGAAUUUUGAAACCAGACAUCAAGAUGCUGCCCAUGAGACGUCUGAAUACAAGCAGGAUGAGUGCCCAUAUUCUGAGGAGACUAACUAUAAGUCCGCACCAUCAAAAGGGUAUCCCACUGAACACAACGGGGACUUUGAAUUGUAUAAAAUUGACCUAAAUUUCAAGGAAAAGGUGGACGUAGAGCCUUUUGCCACCGCAGUCAGUAAAAGCAAGGAUGUGGAGGAGUCUGAGGCAGUGAACUACACGUGCUUUAGCAGCGGCAAAAAAGCUGACGACAAGGGCCUCAAAAACGAGUCGAACGCGGCCGGCAGUGCCAAGAAAGCAAUGCCAGCCGGGUCGUCGAAUCUGCCUAAUCGUCAGAGUUUCAAUCCGAAUUACGUGACGAAGGUAUACGUGCCUCUUGACCGGAUGAACUUGCUCCCGAAGAGGAGAGCUGUGGUUGUGGGAUGCAACUACCUGGGGAACCCGAACGCACAGCUCAGAGGAAGCUGCAACGACGCGUUCGCUUUUGCCCAGGUCCUGGUCACCAAGUAUAACUUUGACCCUAGUGAGGUCGUUCUUCUUUUGGACUCGAGACCCAGCCCGGCCUACACCAGAUACUUAUCGCAAUUUAACCAAAAUAACCCUUUUCAGCCGAAUCAGGCUGGCAACGAGUUCAACCUGGACCUGAGCCGCGUGAAGUCCAACAUAAUUGAGCGCAACGUCUAUCCUACGAAGAAAACGUCCAUGUUCGGGUGGCACCUGGUCGACAGGGACCUGAAACACCUUGCGCUCAGCGAGAAUUUGUACGUGGACGCUGCUGUGAUCCCUGCGCCUGAGGAGAUGCAGCCUACCAGGGCCAACGUCUUCAGGUCUCUCAAGUGGCUCAACUACGUCAGCGCGCCCAACGACUUCGCACUCUUCUACUUCUCAGGCCAGUCGGUGCAGGUUGACGAUCUGUCGGGCUACGAGGGCGACGGCUUCGACGAGGCUCUGGUGCCUGCCGACUACGAAAGGAACGGGCUGGUCACGUGCAACGACCUCAAGUGCCUCUUCCAGUCGAUAGGGGCGACCUGCAGGCUCAACGUCUUCCUCGACACCUGCAAUAUGCAGACCGUCGUUGGGGGCUCCAGCAGAGCAGGCCCAGUCAAGGGCAGCAAGAUGAAGGGGAUAUGGCCGUUUUCGGAGCCCACAGGGAAGCUGAACACCUUCAAGUGCGGGGACUGGGUCGACAAGGACCAGAAGAUGAUAAACCAGAUGGCCAGGGCCAAGUUCAUUCCCACGCUGCAGGUCGACAGCCUGAGCAGCCUCUCUGACGUGCAGCUGUCGCUGGACGCGACUCACGGCGUGGUCAACUACUGCGUGCUCUCGUCCAGCAACUUGAACUCAGUGUCGCUCGAGUGCCUGUUCAAGCCUCUUAACCUGGGCCAGUCCUCCAAGGGCGAGCCCUCGAACAUGGUCACCGAGGACGAGGUCAUCGUGCAUGGCGCAUUUACGUACGCGCUUCUCCUCACGCUGCUGUAUGACAAAUCGUCAAGGCGAGGUGGGCUCGGAGUGGACGAGGUGGUCGAGGGCGUCAACAGGAAGUUGUCGCAGCUGAAGAGGAUUAGGCUGCCGAGGCUAAACCAGCAGUGCGAGGCUCUCUUUUACCACUCUUCAAAACUGCCCAAAAACGCCUUCCUCUUCCCUCCGAACUUUAGCAAGUACCAGAGGCCUAAGCCCACCGGCAGCUCCUACGGGUUCUACCUCCCCGGGGACGCCUGGCUUUUCAUGGUCGACCAGGGCAGGGAGAUGGCGCGAGAGCACCAGCAGAAGUUCGAAAGGAUGAAAACUGACCUCAUAACCCUCACGAACUUGAACAACAAGUUAUUCAACCAGAACGAGGGGGCGACGAAGUUGAACACCACUAGGACCCAGAACGCCGUCAACCCCGAUCACCACACCAGCAGGUCAGGCAGCGGCGUUGGCCAGUUCAAGAGCCUUCCAAACACAUUAGAAGCUUCCAUGAAGCCAGCGGCCAACCCUAGCAUGAAAACUCCGGGAGCAACUGGUAGGAGCAUGACUAAUAACGUUAGUGCAAGGGUGUUUACCAGGAAUUCGAGCGUGGCGGCCAAGGGGACCUCUCGAAGCAAGACUGCCGCUGUCAAUAACGUGAGAACGGCCACAGCGCGCAAGUUCACCGACGUGAUCCAGAGCCACAACUGGUACGGGGGCUGCACAGCUUCUGCUCCGUUUAACGCUACGUCGGGGGACCGGUGUUACUACAGCCAGCCCACCUGGUACGCCGGCGCUCGAGACGAUUUCAACUUCGGCGGCGCCAGCUGGAACGAUCAGGCGUACUACGACCAGUAUUACCACUCGAAGCUGGGAACCAUUCCCGUAUAUGAGCCCAUAACGGACGCAAUGCUGCAGAAUCUUCCAACAAGAAGAUCGUUUAACGUUUUGUACCAGAAAUUUUAA